Alternaria alternata is the source of this 1910-nucleotide messenger RNA. RefSeq lists its product as hypothetical. The transcript is spliced from 3 exons. The record is from RefSeq and is a predicted model, not a curated record. NCBI's taxonomy places the organism in Eukaryota, Fungi, Ascomycota, Dothideomycetes, Pleosporales, Pleosporaceae. The coding region runs from base 160 to 1668 and encodes 502 amino acids.
UUACUAGACUCCGCUGUGUUCUGGGCGGCGGAUCGAAGGCUGGAUACAGGUCUUGGGCGCAUGGUUGAGACGUAGCUAGUCUCUCGUUUCCACAUUAACGUUUAACGCAUUACAACUUCGUUUUUUCUUCGGUCGAUUCCAAAUCACACAUCAGCAAACAUGGUUUCCAAGACUUUCAUGAUCGCGGCGAUGAUCGCCUACGUCGAGGCCCGUUUCGGUCAGGAGCAAGUCCCUAUCAAUGCUAUCAGCAGUGUUCAGGGUGGUGACGCUGGUGCUGCUUCUACUAUUGCUGGUGCGGCCAUCUCUGACCUGCUUGGUGGAGCAAACUCUUGCGACAAGCUCGUCCGUGCUGACCAGAUCUUCACUGAACUCGGUGGAGGUGCCGAUGCCCUUACUGCCGCUAUUGGCAUGGUUACCGCAGAGAAGAACACCAACCCCUUCGCUGGCGGUAACGCCCAGAACGUCUGUGGCGAUGCUUCUCUCCCUGUCACUCCUGAGCUUCGUGGUAUUACCCCUCUCAUCGACCCCGAUGUUGAUGUCAACGGUGAUGCUGCGGCCCUUAGCCAGAGCAGUGCUGCUUCUCCUCUUGCUGCCGAUGGCCUGAGUGUCUUUGAUCUCAUGGACCAGGCUGGUCUCGGUGAUCUCGUUGUCAGCCAGGCUUCUGCCGGUGGUGCUGCUGCGGGAGGUGCUGCUCAAGGUGGAAACCAGGCGGCUGCCGGUAAUGGCAACGCGGGUAACGCUGCGAAUGGCAAUGCUGGCAACGCUGCUAACAACGGCAACGCAAACAACAACCAGCAACAGCAAGGUUCCGCCGCUGGUAACGCUACUGACAAUGCUGGUAACGAUGCCGCUGCUGGUAACAACAAUGCCAACAAUGCCAACAACAACAACAACAACAACAACAACAACAACAACAACAACAACAACCAGAAUGCCAAUGCUGGUAACAACAACAAUGCUAACGCUGGUAACAACAACAAUGCCAAUAACAACGGCAACGCUGGCAAUGACAACGCAACCAACAACCAGAACGACAACCAAAACAACAACAACCAGCAAAACGGCAACAACAACGCUGGUAACAACGCUGGUAACAACGCUGGUAACAACGCUGGUAACAACGCUGGUAACAACGCUGGUAACAACGCCGGUAACAACGCCGGUAACAACGCCAACAACCAGAACAACAACCAGCAAGAUGCCGCAGCAGGAAACGAUAACAACAAUGCCAACGCCGGUGCUGAUGCUGGCAACGCAGCCGGAGGAGCAGCCGGAGCCGGAGGUGAAGAUUUCGGCCUCUGCACACCUACCAUAACCUUCCAAGGCGGCGAGAACGGUCGUGCAGCUGACGAAUUCACCUUCCAGAUCGCCGAUCCCCUAGCUCGCGGCGGUCAAGGAGAAGCCCUGAAUCCCGACAUCAUCACCAACGCUCUUUGCAACCAACUGACCAAUGUCUGCGAGGCAAACGACGCCGCUGUUGCCACAUGCGAAAGUGCUGCUGCCGCUGUUAAGGGUGGAGAUAGGAACAAGGCUUUGGCGGAUCAGUUCAACAGCCUCAUUGGAUUCCCAGGUGCAGUCACAAACCCUGAUGGUGGGCCUGAGGAUGUUGCUGCUGCCGGUGCGGGUGCUGCUAAGGCGAGGAAGAUGCGCAGGGGACUCAGGAUGUAAAGAGUAAGAGGAGCUGAGAUGGGAGAUGAAGUAAAACAAGAAGAUGGGGAUGUGCUUGAUUGAGACGGAAUAUGAGAACAGUGCACACUUAGCUGGAUGCUCACUGUCAAGGAGUUGCUCGACUUUUCCCUUUUUUAUACUGUAUUCUUAUACCAUAGCGUUUGCCUUUCGUGGAACGACGAUUAGAUUGAUAUCGAUGAACAAACUUGUUACGAUCAACAACAACCUGUAUCUUUAUUUUU